Molecule: messenger RNA, 1539 nt
Organism: Phragmites australis (common reed)
Lineage: Eukaryota; Viridiplantae; Streptophyta; Magnoliopsida; Poales; Poaceae
Product: E3 ubiquitin-protein ligase ATL6-like
Exons: 1
Coding region: 208-1296 (362 amino acids)
Source: RefSeq, a predicted model, not a curated record
UGUAGAAAAGGGAAAGAGGAGCCGAGGAGGCACGUUUGGAAGAGCAAAAAGGCGAGCACCGCAUCGCCGAGAACGAGAGGCGGGCAAUUCGGGCGUGGGAUUUAGGCGAGCACGGCAGUUUCUCCGGUCGUUAAAGCAGAAUCCCAUCGCAGCAGACAAGCACUAGUAGUUUCGUCCGAUUCUGUGUGCCUCCCUGCGUUUCGAGCGAUGGGGACGCGAGAGGUAGUCCUCGUCCUCUGCCUCCUGGGCGGCGGCAUGGCCGUCGGCGACGCGCAGUCUUCGCCGCCGCUGCCGCAGCAGCAACAGCCGACCCCGUUAGGGCGCACGAUGUCCACGUUCAUCACGGUGGCCAUCAUCGUGUUCUUUUUCUUGCUCUUCUUCUGCGCGUACAUCAACCAGUGCCGCCUCGCCGAUCCCGGCGCGCACGCCGCGGCGGGCGCGGGAGCGGGGGCCGGAGGGCCGUCCAGGAGGGGGAAGCGCGGGCUGGACCCUGCGGUGGUCGCCACGUUCCCAAUCGUGUCUUACAGGGAGGUCGUGGAGCACAAGAUCGGCAAGGGCGUGCUGGAGUGCGCCGUGUGCCUCACGGCGUUCGAGGACGGCGACGACCUCCGCCUGCUGCCGCACUGCUCCCACGCGUUCCACCCGGAGUGCAUCGACCCCUGGCUCCAGGCGCGGGUCACGUGCCCGCUGUGCCGCGCCAACCUUGAGAAGCCGGCGUCGCCGGAGCAGGCGGCGCAGCGCCAGCCUUCGCCGCCGCCGGAGGCCGUGGCGAUACCGGUACAGGAGGAUGAGGAGGAGGACAGCGAUGAGGAUGAUCGAAAGGAGGAAGUCAUGGAGCUCGAGAUGCUGCGCAGCGCGCGGCAGGCGGCGAGGCUGCCGAGGUCGCACUCGACGGGGCACUCACUUUUCGCGGCGGCGGCAGCCGCCGCGAAGGAGGGCGACCACGAGCGAUUCACGCUGCGGCUUCCGCAGCACGUGAGGGAGGAAGUGCUCAGGUCUCGCCGCCUGCGGCACGCCACGAGCCUAAUCAACCUCUCGGACAUGAGCUCCGACGGGAGCUCGAGAGGUGGACGGCGCGUAGGAGGAGGAGGAAGCUUCGGAAACGGUGGAGGCGGCGGGAGCAGCCACGGCGGGCGACGGUGGCAGGCGUUCCUGGUUAGGACGGUGUCGUGGGCGCGAGGCGGAGGCGACGGCUCGGUGCGGAAGGGACGGGACGUGUCGACGCGGAGGGGAAGGGACGGCGGCGAGUCGAGCAGAAAGGGCGCGGCCUCGCCACCGGCGGCGGGGCGGCCGUGAUCACCUCGAUCCGGCGGCGCCACCAUGGCUGGAAUGCUUGGCUGUAAAAUUUGACAAGUUGUGCUUAUUUUCUUUUCUUUUCUUAGGAAUAUUUCGUGAUAGCGACCUGAAUUUUCUAGCUACUUUAUAGCUUUUACUUUUGCAAAGCAAAAUUGAUUUGGCCUGUAGAUUAUGUGGAAUUGAUAAUUGACAAAGAGAGAAGAACUCGAGAACCAUGGGGGUUCUCACUUCUCUUUGGUUUUC